Molecule: messenger RNA, 714 nt
Organism: Neohortaea acidophila
Lineage: Eukaryota; Fungi; Ascomycota; Dothideomycetes; Mycosphaerellales; Teratosphaeriaceae
Exons: 1
Coding region: 34-585 (183 amino acids)
Source: RefSeq, a predicted model, not a curated record
AAGAGGAAGAAGACAACAAACAAAUCCACAAAGAUGGCACGCAGCAAAUCGAAGGUCACGAAGAUCACGAAGACAAAGGUCACGAAGGCCAAAAAGACAAACACGCCCACCGCACAAUCACAGGGGAACAAGGGCACCAAAGUCGCCCUAGUAGCACGCGGAUGGACCGACAUCCCCCGGCCAGACGAAGAGGGAGACUGGGAAGCCGCGCUCGAAGCAUGCAAGCAGCCGCGCAAAGAAAGAAACAGACUCGCGCCGUACUUCUUCAGCUGCAGAGGCGUGCUCUACAGCAACGUGAUCAGGCCGAUGCUGAACUGGAGGGACGAAGCUGGACGACUUAAGAUCACGAAGGAGCAGGCUAAAGGCAUCUGGAGUACAUCCAGGGGGAAAUACGAGGCGUUUGUCGCCGAUGACACGGGUGUUGGCUUGGUGGCGAAAAAGCGGGGGAAUGAAGGUCGGUCAACCGUGCAGACGGCGCAAAAGCCCGUUCGCAAGAGUGAUGGACGUUUCGAAUCAUGGCCACAGGCGAAAGAAGGUCGGCAAGCAAAAGCUACGAAUCUGGUGCCUCAGCGCAAAACAGAAUGAUGCCGCUGAGUCUUGCCACUGACGAAUCUCGCUUGCUUGAAGGUGGAAAGGGUGCAGACGAUGGAAGCAGCAGAAUGACAAAGGGUCGGCGCGGAUGAAAACUUUAGCAGACGCAACGCAUCACUGGAG